Molecule: messenger RNA, 1062 nt
Organism: Effrenium voratum
Lineage: Eukaryota; Dinophyceae; Suessiales; Symbiodiniaceae
Source: the annotation of a GenBank genome assembly
AUGUUUGGGCAGCAGCUAAAUGCGGUGACACUCAACGUGGCGAUCCGUGCGGCUUGGAGCGAUCCGGCCGCCGCAGUUUGGCCGGGCGCCGCCCUGCUGCUGCGGCGCGCCCAGCAGGCGCGCCUGGCAGACGCGGUGAGCCGCUCGGAUGGGUCGAUCCAUUGGGCCAGAUGCGGCGAUUCGGGCCAUGGGAGAGAUAUGCCGCAGCUUCCAGGCUACGGCUCCGCGCUGGCGGUCGUGAAGCACGGCUGGCCCUGGACCCUGGCGCUGCUGGCGGCGGCGCGGUCCGCGGGCUGCGCGUUUCUGGUCAGCCUCCGGGCGUGCCUGGAGACAACCAGCAUGGAGCCGGACGACGUGGUGGUGAACAGCGCCAUCAGCGCGUGUGGUCGGGGCGGCGCUUGGCCUCGCGCGCUGGCCUUGCUCGGAGGCAUCGUGGCCGGGGUCAUCAGCCGGGGCUUCAAUGCCGCACUCAGCGCCUGCGCCCGGGAUGGCCAGUGGGAGAUGGCGUUGCACCUGUUGACGCAGAUGGAGUCCCAACGCCUCGUGCCCAACAGGAUCUCCGUGAGCUGCGCCAUCAGCGCCUGCGCCGCGAGUGGGCGCUGGGCCGCCGCUCUGCAGCUGCUGCGCCGGGCGCUGGAGACCUCCGCGCGGCCCAACGUGAUCUGCUUCAGCUGCGCCAUCUCGGCCUGCGAGAAGGCGAGCCGCUGGGAGGCGGCCCUGGGGCUGCUGGCGGCGCAGUUGGAGUCCGACAUCUUCCCUGACGAAAUCAGCUGCAACAGCGCCAUCAGCGCCUGUGAAAAGACGACCCGCUGGGAGCUGGCGAUGCACGUGUCACAGAACAUGCCGCAGGCCAAGCUGUUGCCGGACGUGGUCACCUACAACAGCCUCAUCUCGGCCUGCGAGAAGUGCGGAGAAUGGCUCAUGGCUUUGCAGGUCCUGGAGCUUAUGGCACAGGUCUCGGCAGCAGCGGACGUGAUCACAUACAGCGCAGCCAUCUCGGCCUGCGAGAAGGGCUUCCAGUGGUCUUGGGCUCUGCACCUCUUCGACAGGAGCCCGAAUUGA